Bombus pyrosoma is the source of this 934-nucleotide messenger RNA. RefSeq lists its product as uncharacterized. The coding region runs from base 428 to 934 and encodes 168 amino acids. The record is from RefSeq and is a predicted model, not a curated record. NCBI's taxonomy places the organism in Eukaryota, Metazoa, Arthropoda, Insecta, Hymenoptera, Apidae. The transcript is spliced from 3 exons.
UCUUUGUUCUCUGGCAAUCGGUAAAACCAUACUCGAUUAAUCCCGACGCGUUGAAGAUAAACAAAAGAUAAAUACCGAGUGGCACCACGCACGUAACAUCCCCUUAAUCCUUUAAUCUAUGCGAUCUAUUGCCCCGUGCGUGGAACACCAACUGAGAAUUAGCGUUCCCUCGUUGCUGGCUCACGGCUGCGGUUGAAUUAUUGUCUCUGUAUCAGAAACCAGCCCUCGUAAUGCGAUUCCACCGAGAAAUUACGCAGCGUGACGACGGGAAUCGUUCCACCAAGACACCCCUCUACGGAAACUCUUCGCGGAAAGGGAACGAAGAAAGAAUGGAAGAUGACAGGAAGAGAGACGUCCGCGUUAUCUCGAGCAUGUCGCGCGGAAACCAUGGCGAAAAACUCGACGGAAAGCGAACAGCAUCCUCGCGAUGGCUAUGAAUUAUGCAUGGGGCUCGACUGACGAAACUUUACGACGGGUUGGCAAGUGGCGCCACGAGGGACAUUCGCUGUUUUGUCAGUGUUUCGCGGAGCAGGUGUCCAGCGCAGCUACUAUCCACAAACAGAAAAACACAGGAACAUACCGGGGGGGUCUGCCGCGUCCUGAGACUUCCAUCAACUGUCCCAGCGACCUGGGGAGGAUGUUGGAUUCGGAGGGUAGCGCGGAGAGCGUCCGCGGUUCGGAGAAUUCGACGGCGCGCGAGGAAACGAUCGUCACGCUGCCGAAUCGGCAGAAUGCGGACGGUGACAAGCUCGAGGAAUUCGAGAAGCUGCUUCAAACGAUUUUACCUUCUCGCACACCGUCGCAGGAGGAGGAGGAAACGGAAGAGAACGAGAUCGAGAAGAAGAUAGGUUCGUCCUUGUUCGCUACGGUGCCUGCAACGUGUGCCGAUUUUGGUACACGCCGAAACUUAUUUUCAGGCCAAGCGACAUUCUAA